AUGCCUGGGGGUGAGCCUGUCUGGCAUGGUAAGUUAGAAGGUCAGGAUUUAGACAACUUGUUUGGCUUUAUUGAGGCCUAUGUUGUAUGUCCUCGUACUAUCUCUCGACCAUUCCUACCCUAUCGGGAUGAAAAGAAUCAAACUCUACUCUUCCCAACCGGAAAUUUCGUGGGUGUGUAUUAUAGCGAAGAGUUAAAGUAUGCGCGCGACAUAGGCUACCAGAUCAUUCCUCUUUCAGGCUACUUGUUUGAAAAGAAGAAUAGCAGCCCUUUCGAAAGCUUUGUUUCCAACAUAUUCGAAAGAAGACAAGAAGCUAAGAGAGCAGGUAAUGACGCAAUGUCCUAUGUUUAUAAGAUACUCAUGAACUCGCUAUACGGUAGAUUUGGUAUUAACCCAAAAUGCACGAUCACUGAGAUCUGCGAUUCUGAUCGAUAUAACUAUUUGAUAAAGAAAAGUGAUUUAAUCUUAGGGGACAAGCUGAGCGAGUAUUACUAUAUUUUAUCUUACUUAAGCAAUACAGAACAUGUUGACGACUCAGACUGGAAUCCUCCUAAGAUAUCGGCUGUUCAAUUGUCCGCUGCUAUUACAGCUUGUGCUCGUAUUUAUAUGUACAAAUACAUUUCCAGACCUGACUGUUACUACACGGAUACGGACUCUGUCGUUCUUGGCAGUCCUCUUCCUGAAGAAGAGAUUUCUUCAACUGUAUUAGGUAAGUUUAAGUUAGAAAACAAUAUAAAGAAAGGCAUCUUCUUAGCACCAAAGAGUUAUUCACUUUUGACUCAAGAAGACGAAGGAAUCAUUAAGCACAAGGGUCAUGCAAAAUCAUUGGUCGAUAAAGAAUGGUUUGAGUCACAAUACGUUGAUAUAUCUAGAACAAAGCUAACCUCUGUGGAAUCUAACUUCAACAUUGAUUGGGAAAGACUGAACAUCUCCAAAAAGGAAACACUAGUGAACCUUGGAAUCAGAAUUGGUAACAAGAGGGAACCUGUGUAUGAUAAUAAUCUUUGGGUGGACACUGUGCCAUUGGAUGUUACAAACUUCGGUGGUCAAGAAAAUAGGAUACGAGCAUAUGAAGUGAUGCGUCUUCAGGAACUAAAUGAGAAAAAUAUAGAGCAUUUAGCUAAGAAAGACAGAGAAAUUGCUUAUUUAAAGUCAAAACUUGAUAGUCUCAAUAAUGAGCCUUAUCAAGAUAAAGCUAACCUUGGUAAGAGUCAAUCGCACUCUGCACAGAAAGCUGAUGAUCCUAAGAAACAUACUUACAAACACAAACCAAAAGGUAAGAAAAAGCCCGGUUAG
This is a messenger RNA of Fraxinus pennsylvanica, 1296 nucleotides long. NCBI's taxonomy places the organism in Eukaryota, Viridiplantae, Streptophyta, Magnoliopsida, Lamiales, Oleaceae. The record is from the annotation of a GenBank genome assembly.